Petromyzon marinus (sea lamprey) is the source of this 4035-nucleotide messenger RNA. It is a transcript of the gene UBE2H, whose product is annotated as ubiquitin conjugating enzyme E2 H. The record is from RefSeq and is a predicted model, not a curated record. Lineage: Eukaryota; Metazoa; Chordata; Hyperoartia; Petromyzontiformes; Petromyzontidae.
GGGCGUGCGAGGUGACGUCACCGCCAGCUGAUCGGCGCCUGACGUCACCGCGUUCAGGUUGUUGUUGGGCAGCAGAUUUUCUCUUGGUUCGCUCUCACAUUUUGUGUCGCCUCUCACUUCACUUUUCCCCGCGCGUCUUUGUCUCUCUCUGCUUCACUGCCCUGUUCUCGCUCCCCUCCUCCUCCUCGCUCUCGUCUCGCCCGCUCGGAUUAACGCGCCCCGCGAUGUCGUCGCCGAGUCCCGGCAAGAGACGGAUGGACACAGACGUGGUGAAGCUCAUUGAGAGCAAACACGAGGUCACCAUCCUGGGAGGACUCAACGAGUUCGUGGUGAAGUUCUAUGGCCCGGCCGGCACGCCGUACGAGAAUGGGGUGUGGAAGGUGCGGGUGGACCUGCCGGAGAAAUAUCCCUUCAAGUCUCCCUCCAUAGGAUUUAUGAACAAGAUUUUCCACCCAAACAUCGACGAAGCCUCAGGGACCGUGUGUCUGGACGUGAUAAACCAGACGUGGACGGCGCUGUACGACCUGUCGAAUAUCUUUGAGUCGUUCCUGCCACAGCUGCUCGCCUACCCCAACCCGAUCGACCCGCUCAAUGGCGACGCCGCCGCCAUGUACCUGCACAAGCCCGAGGAGUACAAGCAGAAGAUCCGAGAGUACAUCCAGAAGUACGCGACGGAGGAAGCGCUUCGGGAGCAGGAGGGAGCGGCGGCCGACUCGUCGUCCGAGAGCUCCAUGUCCGACUUCUCCGAGGAUGAGACGCAAGACAUGGAGCUAUAGCCGCACUGGCACCGCACUGGCACCGCACUGGCACCGCACUGGCACCGCACUGGCACCGCACUGGCACCGCCACGACACUAACGCGACAUCGACAAAACACUGGCACUUGCACUAAUUUCACACCGAUAUUAGUGCCGACUCCACACUUCACCAACAAGGCAUUGACUCAGCCCUGAAGUACACCGAUCGUCAGUUAGCACUGCACAGGCACUGUAGUGAUACCACACUGGCACCACGCUGAUGCCAACACUGCAACUGUGCUGAUGCUACACGAAGACUGCAUUGACACCACAAUGGCCACGGUAGUGACACCAUACCAGUAUAGCACUGGCACGGAACGUGGCACACUUAUCUGAUACAGUAUAGUACAUGCAUUUAGGACUCUCGCUUAGCACGGUAUAGCGUAACACGCGCGCCCAGUGAUCGUAACACAUCCACGCAGAGCUGCUAACACCGGCGCGGCGCUCUUAACAUUCUCAUACAGCACGCGCAUAACGCACUCAGUGCGCCCGCACUCGUAGUGCGCGCGCACUCCCCCAUUGGUCACUAGCGGCCGGAGCUAAACGGCGCAGUUUGUAGCAAGCUGCUGUUGCGCGGUGUUAACAGAGGCUCUAACGCUGUGUAAAUAAAGUCGCAGUCUACGCUGCAACUCGGAGCAACUUUGUUGCAGCAGCCCGUGACAGUUGCCGCCACUGCACGAGAAAUGAGCGAUUUGAUUGGAUAGAUGCGGGUCACGCGGUCGUCAUUGUGACCCGCUGGCUAUUUCCAACAUGGCGGAUUUUUAAUGCAUUUUUAAUGCAUGUGCAGAGUUUGAUAAGAAAACUACAUUAAUCUGUAUUUAGUAAGAUAAUGAAUACACUUACCAUUACUAUUUUUAUUAAUAUUUUAUAAUUUUCAUAUUAUUUACAUUUCCAAAAUGCCUGGAUAGGUUAUUUUAUUCGUAGGCCAAGCAGGCACCUUUCCUUGCCUAAAUCCUGUACUGGGCUUCCUGGGCCAAUUCGCCCAGGCGAUAGGGGAGGGCGGGCAUCAUGCCUAGGCCUCCACUACACACAGGGGUGGGCUCCGGUUGUGUUUAAUGGCUGUAUAGCACGCAACCUUGUUGCACAAGAGAAGCAACGACAAGUUUCAGUGUUGAAUGUGAGAUGUUGUGCAACAGUUUAACAGCAACCAAGUUUUGUGUAAUAAAAUUGCGCCAUUUAGCUUCAGCUUAAUGCUACGUGCUCACAUAGGACUAUACGGCUCGCAUGAACACAAACGCACGUGCAUAGACAAACACAACGCAGAUGCACAGCACUGACAAACAACACUAACAGCAAACACGUACAGGGUCACAUACAGGGUCACAUACACAUGGACACACAGGCACACAUAAAUGUAUGUAGGCACACGGGGACAAGUACGUGCGCGCACACGACUCGCGCGCAUGUGUGCAAAUGCACACGGACGUGUGCGCAGCCAUGCCUACAGGCACAGAUGGAUACGGGCAUAUUUAUGCUCACGCAUGCACACAAAUUCAGGCAUUCAUACAGGCGCAUAGACACACGCGUGCUCACGUGUACACACCUACUUUUCCCUGCCCCUGCUGUACACACUCUGAUCCCUCCCACUGCUGCCCCCCACCCUGUCCAGGCCCCUCCCCCCCACCCCCAAGAUAUAUUUAACACGUUAACGUUAUUGUUACCGACGCGCUUUCAUUAUUUUGUUUUUUUAGAAAAAGGAAAAAAUAAAACCACCAGUUUUUCGUUUUGGUUGUUUAUCAUCAUCAUCAACAUUAUUAUUACCAUUACUGUGUUAUUAAUAUUAUACUCUUACAAACUCUUACUAUUAUCGUUAUCAUCAUCAUCGUCGUCAUUAUAUCAUUGAUCGCAAGUCUGUCGGCUCUUGUUGGCUCCUGCCAACUGCCCUCUCGCUCGCUCUCUCUCCCUGCCGCCUGCACGUGUAGACGGGUUGGCAGGUCGGCAGACAGGCGGAUAGGGCAGGUAGACGGACAGACAGGUGGAUGCACAGACAGGUAGACAGACAGGUCACGGGUAGACGGACAGACAGGUGUCAUCUGCCUGUAGUUGUACAGCCGGGCGAGGCAGCCCUUUACCCGUGAGUCAUCAGCUGGGUUCGUCUUGCGUUUAAAAACAAAAAGCUUUGGAGAUCGUGCAAUGGCUGUUGCAGAAUGGCUGAGCUUGCCUCGGUUCUACUGUGUUGCACCGUUUUUUUCUCUCGUACUUUUUUUCCUUUUUCUUGUUUUUUGUGUGGUUUUCCUUUUUUAACCAAAGUUUUAGAGGCACCUGACCUUCCCUGCCUGCCUGCCUCCCCUCCUUCCCUCCCUCCCCUCCCUCUCCAUGUCUGCUGUUCCUACCCUGGUUCUUCCCAGCCCAGCGGACACGUGCACGCACGCACGGAAACCGUGGUCCUGUGUCCCCGUGGCUUCCGUCCCUACGAGUCUCGCCGAUUCUCUGUCCCUCUGUGCUUGCCCGGUGUCUCGAGCAUUCUCUUGUCUGUUGCAAGUGCUCUCCGUUUCUCUCUGUCCUCCCGGUCAUUGAAGUGAGGGCACGAGUGCGCGAUCCAGACAUGUCACUGCCCCCUGCGAUGCGAAGAGUGGGAAAAUGCGUUUGCCGAGAGGGGAGCGUAGUUGCGAGUUUUUUUUUGCGUUAGUGAGCGUGCAGCAUAACGGAGUUGGGCGGCAUAGCCAAUGUUCGCGGUGCAUGCGGGAUCGAUAUUGGGGAGAGAGCUCCUCGCCGAGUUAUAUUCGAGUGCAGUGAGUGCGAGUGUGCGGGCAAGAGGGAGGACUUCUGCCGCUAGGGUCUGUAACCUCACCGCAUCCUUGCCGUCUCAUCCCUCUCAGUGUCCCUCAUCCUCGCCCUGUUACCUCACCGUCUCCUUGCCGUGUAUCCUGCAUCCUCGCCCUGUCUCUCACCACCUCACCCUGUCUCCCACGUCCUCACCACCCUGUUCAUUCCUCACCAGCUCUCUCACCUCACCCCGUCUCUCAUCCCCACCGUGUCUCCUUAACCCUGUGUCCCACCACCUCACCAUGUCUACCUCCCAUUAUCUCACACUAAUCCCACCACCCCCCCCCCCCAAUUCUUGCCUCACCUCACCCCAUCUCCCACCUUUCUCCCACCUCCCUCUUGAUUUUAAUUUUCUUGCCGACUUUGAUCUUCUCAACUCGUGCAACUUGUGGUUUGGUAAAAAAACGAAAAAAAAGUAGGUAGGAGUUACGUUAAAAAAAAAUCUGUAAAAAUAAUAAAAAGUUAUAAAACUG